Molecule: messenger RNA, 625 nt
Organism: Triticum urartu
Lineage: Eukaryota; Viridiplantae; Streptophyta; Magnoliopsida; Poales; Poaceae
Source: RefSeq, a predicted model, not a curated record
CCAUGCGGAGGUCUUUCAACAUGUUUCAUCUGUCCUCGAGGACUAUGGAUUUUGCCCUACUGGAGAUCCCAUGGACACUAUAAACCUCCAGCCUUAUAACUGCAGAAAGUCAAACGGAGAGUCAUGCAAAGGGCUUACAGAUGCAAACAUGGCAGUUAUGGAAUCGGCCAAUCUGGAUGCUGCAGACGAUAAGGUCACAACUGUUGGAAAUGACGACCUCGCCCUUAUGGCACGGCAGCACACUACACAAACACAGGCUGUGAGGAAGAAAGUAGGCGGAGGAUGGGAUCCCACAUAUACAAAGAGAAGUUUUUUCCCAUAUUGGAGAUCAGUGUUACAAGCUCGGUUUCCUUUGAAGGUGUAUCCAGCCUAUGCAAGCUCAGAUCGUAUGGCUGGGCUUCGUGGACAACUCCAUGUCUCUCUGAGUAACAAAAUGGCCCAUGGGCCUACUCCUACUCCAAAUCAUAAACUUGGUCCAAUGCGGAGAAUCUCGCCACUUACAAGCAAUAAUCAACCCAGAAGGUGUUUUGUCACUGCUGCUACUGGUGCAUUCAGGCUCUGGAAGGUGCUAAAGUAGGAGUAGAAAGGAGGCUCAACUUCUUCGCGAUAAUUGGCCAAUACUCUG